This is a messenger RNA of Siniperca chuatsi (mandarin fish), 5290 nucleotides long. It is a transcript of the gene faxca, whose product is annotated as failed axon connections homolog, metaxin like GST domain containing a. Gene Ontology annotation, cellular component: cytoplasm. Lineage: Eukaryota; Metazoa; Chordata; Actinopteri; Centrarchiformes; Sinipercidae. Bases 242 to 1474 code for a protein of 410 amino acids. The transcript has 6 exons. The record is from RefSeq and is a predicted model, not a curated record.
AGCUGUGUUUCUUUGUCCGACUUGAUAGCGGUAGCAGGGAGGCUGCAGCCAGCGAGCUCCGAGCGGGCUGCGGAGGAUGUCGACCCCGCUGCGGGGACAAGCUCCGGGCGGGACGCUUGUGUCCAGUCGGCUGUUCCUCGCCCAGUCGUCCCGCACCUGCAGCCCUCUGCACCCAUGAAGCCCCCGCUGAUGAAGCCCCGAGCUGCCAAAGUGAGGCGGAAAGUGGCCGGAGACAGAGAGCAUGUACUGGCGCGUCGGGUUUGCCUGGACGCGGUCGUGUGUGGUUGAUCUUGGCCAGAACCAGAGCUUCUCCUCCGGGCUGCUGGGCUCCGAAGAGCAGCUCUCGUUUUAUGGGUACAUCAUCGCCUACCCACUGCAGGACUACGGCGGGAUAAUGUCAGCUCUGGGCUCGGACUCGUGGUGGCGGAAAACGCUGUAUUUGACUGGAGGGGCUCUGCUCGCUGCCGCUGCUUAUUUGCUGCAUGAAUUGCUGGCCAUCAGAAAGGAGGAAGAGCUGGACUCUAAAGAUGCCAUCAUACUCCACCAGUUCUCCAGGCCCAAAACUGGCGUCCCGUCCCUGUCCCCUUUCUGCCUUAAGAUGGAGACCUACCUCCGUAUGGUUGACCUGCCCUACCAGAACUACUUUGAUGGGAAGCUUUCACCACAGGGAAAGAUGCCGUGGAUCGAAUACAACCAGGAGCAGGUGUGUGGCACCGAAUUCAUCAUCGACUUCCUGGAGGAGAGGCUGGGCGCGAGCCUCAACAAGAGCCUGACUCCGCAGGAGAGGGCCAUGUCUCGCGCCAUCACCAAAAUGGUGGAGGAGCAUUUCUACUGGACCAUAGCUUACUGUCAGUGGGUGGACAACCUGGAGGAAACCCAGAAGAUGCUGUCAGUGAGCGGACCGCUGAGUGACCUGCUCAAGUGGAUCCUGAGUCACCUGACCGGCGGGAUCGUCAAGAGGGAGAUGUAUGGGCACGGGAUUGGACGCUUCUCUAAGGAGGAAGUUUACUCCCUGAUGGAGAAGGACAUGCGCACCCUAGCCACUCUACUGGGUGAUAAGAAGUAUCUUAUGGGCUCUAAGCUUUCGACAGUAGACGCUGCAGUGUUCAGUCACCUGGCCCCUGCUAUGUGGACGCUACCAGGAACACGGCCAGAGCAGCUAAUCAAAGGCGAGCUCAUCAACCUGGCCAUGUACUGCGACCGCAUCCGCCGGCGAUUCUGGCCCGAGUGGUUCGUGGACCUGCAGGACAUCUGCUACAACGACACCACAGAGUGCAGCGACUCAGCCUCUAGACUCCCCGAUCUGGGCCUCUACUCCCGCACGGACACUUUCCAGGACGACACACACACGCACACUUCGCACACUCACACACCACAGGACCCGCCGUCGCCCGACAGCGACCCUACAGGCCACUCGCUGUAUGACUCUGACAUGGACACGGAGUGCUCUGAAAUCGACCAGCUCAAGUGUUGACAAAACAAACACAUAUCGUACACACCACAGAUAUCCGCACACCGCAGGAGGGAGCUGCGUCCCACCUGUACACAUGCCCCCUACCUCUUUGAACAGAAAAUAACUGGGGAGUAUUUCUGUGUCAGCGGUGAAGUUGAGAACCUAGACGUUUAACUUGCACACUGCUGUGGAGGAAUGACUGCAGUAGAGGGAAAAGGGAGUGAAACAUAGGCCAAAAGGAAAACAAAGGGAGAGAUGGAGAGAAAAAGAAUGAGAACGCUGCAGUGGAGGGAAAGAGAACAGAGAGGCAGAUUAAAAGUAAGAACCAGGAGUAGAGAAACCAGGAGUAAAUGACGCCACUGCUGAGAAACUCCUCCACGUGGUCGACGUCAUCUGCAGUCACAACAACCUGUUACCUGUCAUAACCAUGGCAACUAUGUGUGUGCGUGACCCCUUUUGUCCCUCGUAGAAACUCGCACCACCCAGCCUUGUGUGUGUGUUUGACUAACUGAACCCUUAACGCCUUGUAUUGAUAUGACACGUAGGGAACUGUACAGGAUUUAUGUGAAUGAAUACAAUUCAGUGUAAAUAUAUAAAUGGAUCUAAUUUGAUUCUCAGAUUUAAUAGAUAGAAUAUUUGAUUAUAUAUGAGUAUAAAUAGUAUAGAUAGCCAUCCCCUCUGUCAUGUGUAAAUACUCUAGGUGUUUCUCCUAUGAAAUCCCUUUUGUGUUGGACACAAUGACCAAAUCGUCUUGUAAUAGUCUCCAUGAAUACCCACUCUGCUGGUCUAGGAUCAGUCUGAUUAGCCCUGUGACCUCCUGUGUACUGUAUGUUUCUGUCUACACAACUGGGAUAUUACAGUAAUGCCUGCUGCCCGUAUUUAAAUAAUGCAGUAAAACUUCAUGGAAGAUAAUGGAUAACAAAAGGCAAUCUGCCAUAAGCACUUUGAAACUAUCAUUUGUCUUAUUAAUUAUUUUGCCAAAAUUUUUCCCACAUUAGAAGCAUAAUAUGACAAUAUACAUUGUCAGGCGCCUGUGUUGUUUGAAUUGUCAUUGAGGACAGUAGCUUUAGGUCAAAUAGACAUUUUACAUGCAUUCAAGCAUUGAGAGCGAGUCAAACAAUCAUGUAGAAGUAGAUGAAACAGAUAAAUCGUCUGAAUGAAAGUGCAUGGCUGGUACGUGCCGAUGAAAAUCACCCUUUAGGCUGCACGUUGAUAAUGUUGACUACAUUUCUAAGCUGGCUUCAUUCAUUAAGUUUGAUGUUUGUUUGUCCGUGCCUCUGGAAAAAUCAACCACACAACGAUGUAGCCAGUUGAUAUUAGAAACAGGACUUUUUUCCCCCCAGCACAAUCACCCCAUGAUUCAAAAUGAUGGAUUGCUCAGAAAACGUUAUGUAAAGCAAUAACAGAACAGACACAGGUCCACGCUGUUCAUUUUUAAUGUUAGCCUUGGCUGCCUGGUUUUUGGGGCGUGCGAUGGUAAGGUGCAGGUUUUAUGUGUGUUUGUCACUCAGCAAAUGCACAAACCAACAUACUGUGUGUUAAGGCUACUAAUAUUACUAGUAUGUAUGCUUCUGUCCAUGUUGCGCAUGGAUGAGUCACCCUCUGUGUUUGGAUGAUGGCACACUGGUGACGUUUCACAGAUGAACCUUUCCUCCCUAACACACACACUUCACAGGGCCAUCCCAGAGGCUUGUGUAUAGAGAGAGACCGAUAAAUCAGCUGGGCCAAUAUAUUGGCUGAUAUUAGCUUAAGGCCUGGUCACACCAGAAAGUGGUACAGCGAAAUUUAUCUGCACGUCUUUGCGAAAUAUUUGGUUCUAAAAGCUUGGUGACGUGGUGGCAGGGCUAGCGCUAGUCAGUCACAAUAGCUCCCAGAGAUUCUCUCUAUAAAAAAAUCUAAAGUUAAUGAAGAGGGAAUAUAAAGCUCUCUGAGCUAACAAGUUUGCUAACUGUCGCUAACAGGUCACAUGGUUUUGAAAUUGCCACAAAGUUUCGCCACUUUAAAUGCUAGUGUGACCAGAUCUUAAUGCAGAUGUACAGUAUUUGUAUCUGCAUUAUAUGUCGGCCGAUUAGUAUCGAGAGAUUGGAGUACAGAAAUGCCAAAAAUGUGUUUGAGGUAAUUUAGAAAUAGUGUCUCCAUUACAAUGUUUGUCCACCAGAGAGCGCUGACAAGUUUAUUUCAACUGUAAAGUGUCCUGCUCAAUAAACAUCUUAGUCACGAUUCUUUAAUAACCAAAUGAAGGGAUCCCAAUCAAAAAGGUUUGCUUAUAUGUUUUAAAAAAUUAAUAUCAGCCAAUUUAUUGUUUACGGAUUUUUUAAACUCUCAAAAAUCAACAAAAUAUGUAGCAUUAAUAUGUAGCAGUAUAUUGUGAAAUAAGAAGUAACAAUAUGACGUCAUAAAUAGAAUCUAACACUUAGCAAAGGGUUAUAAAGGCGUCAUUGUGACUCUGGUGUCAUUUGUUUAAGUAAGAUCAUGAUGUCGAUGAUGGUUUUGGUAUAAAGAAUAUUAUGAUGAUUUUAUUGACAGCCAAGAUCACUAUUUUCCUCUGUGUGGCUCCUUCGCUUUAAGACAUUCUGUGUUCUCUGCUUAACAAAAUAACGCUUAAAACAACAGUAAGUCGGGCUUCAAACCAAAGCCUCAACCCAGCCUUCAGGAGGGAGACAGUAAAGCCUUUAUGUCUGCGUGCUGCAUAUUAAUUUCAAUACAAUAAUAUUGUCUCAAACUGAAAAAAUGAACAGAAAAAUUUCCUUCUGUGUCUUAAAACCCCUUGCCUGCAUGCUCUUGCCUUCUCUCAUUAGUCAGAUUUACCCUUACCAACUGACUUCUAAAGCUGUUUACUUUAUACCAGUGCCAGCAUAUGAGUUAUAUUUUUAUAUGUCAUAUUGAUUUAUUUAUUUUAUGAUGUUUAUAUUUAUUGAUUUUAAUGGUGGAUGUGCUUGAAUUUAAGAAACAAUGAUAUUGUUAAUUAUGUUGCACUUUUUCUUUGUUUACAUGUGUUUUCUUCUAUGGCUGAGAGUUCCUAUCAGUCAAAUGUAUUGAUCUGUGUAUUUGUGCAAUACUGUAGAUUCUCUGACUUCCGUUGACACGUAACGUAACACUGAACGAGUUGCAUAUUUUCACAUUGCCAGUCAUUGCCGUAAUUGCAUGCAUGUCCAUGUCUUGAGAUGUCAUGUUAAAUGUUAAAAUUCAUAUCAUAAUAUCGUUGUGUUAAACUGUUACAGUCCCUCAUCUGCUGCACAUUUUACUGUCAUGAAAAAACAUCAGAAAGUACAAAGUUUUACUCUGCAGAGAUUCAUGUCCAGCUGAAACCAUAAAAAACCCCACAAAAUAUUGAGGUAAAAUACCAAACUGACUGCUAGAGCACAGAUCAGCAAGGUGUGGUCAGUCAUCCGGCUGAUCAGCUGAUGAUCAGCGUCUCCAAUCCCUCUUGUAAGCUCAGCCAUUACAGGAAAAAUUGCAAAAGUCCUUCUAGAUCAGUGUCCGUGGUCGACUUCAUCUGUCUCAUUGUUCCUCAGCAGUUAAAGAUCAGGGGUCGGGGGUUCAGCCCCGGCGUGUGUGUCGCUCUCCCAAGGAGAUUUCUGCUUGUAGACUGUAGAAGCCAUAUUGCAUUGUCUCGUGGUGUCUGUGUGUGCUGAAACACUUGUGGAAUCUCAUCAAACUGUAAAUAAGAAAGCGGGGGGGAAAAAAGGCAAAUUAAUAAUCGAAUAAUGAUCUAAAACAAAAAAGCGCUCUGUUACAUUAAAAAAGAUUCUUAUGAAUGUAUCAUACCUAGAGAUAAAAAGCUGUAUGACAAUGGAUUACUCUUAAUAUUUCAUUAAAUAUAGCUGUGGUAUUUUC